AUGAAUAAUUUUCUUUCUUUCUUUCUUUCUUUCUUUCUUUCUUUCUUUCUUUCUUUCUUUCUUUCUUUCUUUCUUUACCCACGGGAGGAGAAUCAGUGGAUUUUCUCUCUUUAUCUGACAUUCUUUCUUUCUUUCUUUCUUUCUUUCUUUCUUUCAUCUUAUAUUUUGUUAGUCUUUUCAAUUUGCGCUAUUUUCUUCUUCUUCUUCUUCUUCUUCUUCUUCUUCUUCUUCUUCUUCUUCUUCUUCUUCUUCUUCUUAUUUCGACCUCUUUUCACUUUUAGUUUUAACCCUUUUACAUUCUUUUGCGAUUUUUUUUCUUCUUUCUUUUCGAUUCUCCAAUUUCAUCAAUUUUCCCGCCCUACAAUUUGCUCUUUACUCUCGAAUUUUCGCCAUUGUCUCUUUCUUCUCUUCAUAAAUAAAUCGUCAGGAAUCUCUCUCCACCCCCUACUCACUCUCGCUCUUUCUGUCUUUCUUCUCACCUUCUCAUCUCUCUCUCCUUCUCACCUUCUCAUCUCUCUCUCCUUCUCGCUUUCUCAUCACUUUCUCCUUCUCACUUUCUCAUCUUUCUCUAAAUCCGGCUCGAAAUAUCAUCAUCCAUGCAAAUCUCUUGACAACAUCCGAACCAAUGCCAGCAAAUUGCAAAUCCGCCUUUCGAUGCGUGUGUAUAUUUGGACAGAGAAAACUGAAUCAGACAAGAGAAGACGGAAGGCGGGAAGAGGGAGAGAGAAGAAAUUAGAGAGAAAGACAAUGCCACCAUGA
This is a messenger RNA of Acanthosepion pharaonis, 759 nucleotides long. The record is from the annotation of a GenBank genome assembly. Lineage: Eukaryota; Metazoa; Mollusca; Cephalopoda; Sepiida; Sepiidae.